Trypanosoma theileri is the source of this 3162-nucleotide messenger RNA. RefSeq names its product putative myosin heavy chain MYA2-related. Gene Ontology annotation, molecular function: ATP binding; actin filament binding; microfilament motor activity. Gene Ontology annotation, cellular component: myosin complex; actin cytoskeleton; vesicle. The coding region runs from base 1 to 3162 and encodes 1053 amino acids. Gene Ontology annotation, biological process: vesicle transport along actin filament; actin filament organization. The transcript has a single exon. Lineage: Eukaryota; Euglenozoa; Kinetoplastea; Trypanosomatida; Trypanosomatidae. The record is from RefSeq and is a predicted model, not a curated record.
AUGGAGCGUGUGGUGUUGAAUCAGCAGGUGUACUAUCACCACCCGCAGAAGGGAUGGAUGCGUGGAGUGGUGGUGGCGGUGCUCGAUGCAGAGAAGAAAACAACAGUGGAAGACAACGUAACAGGGAAGAGAGAAACUGUUCCUUCUUCGGAUAUUCAUGGAUACAUGGAACAGGCAUUUGAUGCAGAAGAUCCUGAUCUCUUUCAUUUAAGUGAUUUACAUGUGGCUACAACGUUGUUUUGUAUUAAACAACGUUUUGAGGAAUUAAAGCAGCAAUACUCACUUAUGGGUGAAAUGGUGUUAAGUGUUAAUCCUUUUCAGAUAAUGGCAUUCAACAGCGACAAACACCGUGAACUUUACCUUAACUCAUUGGAACCGCAUUUGUUACCACCACAUAUUUGGCAAGUGGCACACAAGGCCUAUUCACAAAUUGUUUUGCGUGGUCUUGGCAAUCAAUCUGUUGUGAUUUCUGGUGAAUCCGGAAGUGGUAAAACUGAAAACGCUAAAAUGUUAAUUGCAUACCUUGGCCAGAUCAGUUAUAUGCACAGCAGUAACACCAUGCAGAAGAGUGUGGCUGAUAAAGUGGCAGAGAGUUUAAAAUGGAGUAAUCCUGUACUGGAAUCCUUUGGAAAUGCUCGUACCGUACGCAAUGAUAAUUCUUCCCGCUUUGGAAAGUACAUUAAACUCUACUUUGAUACCAGCUCUGGAGUUAUGGUGGGAGGUGAGACCGUAACGUAUUUACUUGAAAAGAGUCGUAUCUUACUUCAAUCUGAAGGAGAGCGUAACUACCAUAUCUUUUAUGAAAUGCUUGCAGGACUUACACCAGAUGAAAAGAGAGAACUUGGUGGGCUCAAGACAGCAGAGGAUUACAAAUGUCUCAGUGGUGGAAAAACAUUUACUAGACGUGGUGUUGAUGGUAAACAAUUAAAUGACGCAAGAGAAUUUCAAAACGUACGCUAUGCUUUAAAUGCUAUUGGAGUUAAACCAGCUGUACAGAAGAGUAUCUUUAAAGUACUGGCAAGUAUUCUUCACUUACUAGAGCUACGAUUUGAAACCGAUCAAAAUGACAAGGCAGAGAUUGUGGAUGAAGGUCCUUUUCUAACGGCCUGUGAGUUGCUACAGGUGGAUCAAGAAUUACUUCGGGAAUGCUUCCUUGUUAAGAGUCGUUCAACUCUUGUAACCAUUUAUGCUAAUAAGGCAGAAGCGGAAGGAUUACGAGGUGCAUUUUGUAAAGCCAUUUACGUUGGACUUUUUGAUCGCCUUGUGGAAUUUGUUAAUAAAUCCAUUGAACCACAAGGUGAUGUAUCUGGAUGCAAAUAUAUUGGUCUACUUGAUAUUUUUGGGUUUGAAAAUUUUAAACGUAACAGUUUUGAGCAAAUUUGUAUCAAUUAUGCCAAUGAAUCUCUUCAAAAUCAUUAUAACAAAUAUACCUUUAUUAAUGAUGAAGAGGAAUGCAAAAGAGAAGGUAUUCAAAUACCUAAAAUUGUUUUUCCUGACAACUCUGAGUGUGUAAAUAUGUUUGAUCAAAAGAAAGGUGGUAUAUUCGCUAUGCUGGAUGAGGAAUGCCACUUUAAGGGAGGUACAUCGGAGCAUUUUACCCAUAAUUUAUGGGAUAUUUGGGCAAAUAAGAAUAAGUAUUUUGUACAACCCAAGAGUACGGUACCAAAUCAAUUUGGUGUGAAUCACUAUGCGGCAUUAGUGAACUACAAUACAGAAGAGUGGUUGGAAAAAAAUACAGACCGUGUGAAGGAAGAGGCUUAUCAAUGUAUUCUUAAAUCUGGUGAUGAAUUUAUUCGAACCUUAAUGCCAGAAAAUGUGAUGGCUGACAGACGCAAGCAAACAGUGGCACUUCGCUUUCAGCAACAACUUGCGGCACUACGUGUCGAGUUGGAAUCAACAGAAACGCAAUUUAUUCGAUGUAUUAAACCUAAUAUGGAAGCAAGAUCUGACAUACUAGAGAAUGAUCUUGUUGGAAGUCAAUUGGAAUCAGCAGGUGUGUUACAGACCAUUGCAUUAAAACGUCAAGGUUACCCAGUACGUCGUCUUAUUGAAACUUUCUGUCGUUAUUUCUAUCUUAUUGCAUUUCGAUCAACAGUAAAGUUGUACAAGGCUGGAAAUUUUCAUGCGGCUGCUGAGAAUCUCCUCUCUUCUUAUCAAAAACUGUACAACUGGAAAACGCCUAAUUAUGCUGUUGGGCGAACCAAGGUAUUUGUUCGUGCGGAAGUAUGGGCAUCACUGGAGCGGUUAUUAUUACGUCGUAAAGGUUGGCUUAUGCGACGCUGUAUUCCAUUCCUACUCCGAUGGGUUUACGCCUAUCGCGAGGCUAAACGUAUCGCUGAAGAACGUCGACGUGAAGAGUUGCGACUUGCGAAGGAAGAACGCGAGCGCAGGGCGUCGGAGAUUGCAGAAACAGGAAUUACAGCGGAACAUUUGGAGUGGGUGGAAACCCUCGCUACUCUGUUCCCAAUGAUGGAUAUCUCCACUCUUAUUGAUGUGGUUCUGUAUCUCCCCAAACGUGAGGAAUCUCUUGCCGCCGUUGCUGAUAUGCAAAGGCAGUGUGUGGACGGCGCCUUGCCAUCGACCUUUAUGCGCAUCAUGACAGAAGCGGAGGUGCGUCCAUCCGCGAUUGAAAGUCUUGUGCGUGAUGGUGUGACGACGGUGGAGAAGUUGUCGCAGUGCGAUCAGGCAACGCUGAAACAUCACGGCAUGACCGACGCGGAGGUGGCCGCCGUCACUCACAAGAUGCUGCGCGAACAGUCGCAGCGGGUGAAGUUGGAGCGGCUGCAGAGUACGAUUGGCAAAGUGAAUCUCCACGCCGCCGUGGAGGAGGCAAAGCACGGCGUGAUGAUGCAGGCAGACUUCAGUUCGAAGCUGAACAAAUUGGUGGAGUUGGGAUAUCCACGCAAACACGCCGUGUUGGCACUCACACACUACAGCGGUGAUGUGCAGAAGGCAGCCGCUCGUCUCCUUCAAGGCGGUGUUGCCAAACACAUUGGCGAGAAACCACCAAAUGGAAAAAAUGGCAAGUGGACCUCACUUGAUGAACAAGUGCAGCAAAUUGUGAAGCUUGGGGUUUCCAAGGAAAACGCAAAGCGGGCACUGCGGCGAACCAGCGGGAAUGUGGAUGAGGCUGUUCGACUGAUUUUCCCUCCUGCUUCGUAA